AUGAAUACCGUGUUGAGCAAUGAACUCAUUCGUUCACUAAGAGAUGUUCCGUGGCAGAUCGAAAACUUGUAUAUCCUCGUUGUUUUUAUAGCCAUUGGAGUUCUUCUAGUUGUUAUUCUACAGGUUCUUAACUUGUUCAGCUCCAGAAUAACAGAAAAAAAAGAUUUUGAGCCGACUUCAGUUAUUAUCAAACCGCCUCAUGCUAUACAUGCAUCUUGUCAACGUAAUAAGAAAAUUAUGAAGAAGCCACAAGUAAGAACAUUUCGAAGCAACAGUGGUCUCAGAAUCCCUAUAGAAAUUAACGCUAGAACUCCGAGGCUCGUAAAUAAUCUUGUUCCUCUGAACCGUCUAGCUCCUUUAAGUAAUACAGACACGGGAGAUAAUACAUGUGUAGUACUGAAAGCCGACAACAUCUCAGAUAGUGAUAAACUUAAUUCCUCUGUUAAAACUACGUCGUCUCAAUCAAGUAUCACCAGUGAUAUCCGUAACUCCAAGCCUCCAGCAGUCGUGAUGAUGAAGGGACCAAUGACUUCUACCAAACGGGAAAACGAUACAAACUCAGAAGGUUUUAUAGAAAAAAGAUUAAAAGAUAAUCAGACGAAAGCUUUGAAUGCAACUCAAUCGAUCUCAGCAGAAUCAUCAGAUAAUGAAGACAGUUCUGAAAAUCAAGAAGAUCCUUCUGGUCUAACCUCUGCAGUAACAGAUGAAACUUCAAGAAGGGUGACUGAAGUAUAG
This is a messenger RNA of Auanema sp. JU1783, 735 nucleotides long. NCBI's taxonomy places the organism in Eukaryota, Metazoa, Nematoda, Chromadorea, Rhabditida, Rhabditidae. The record is from the annotation of a GenBank genome assembly.